AUGGGUACAUCACAGAGCUCACAACAGAAUAUAGAUCAAAGUGAACAAGAAAUGGAGAAAUCUUUAUAUGAAAUCUUGGGGGUUGAGCCUGAUGCUACUGAUGCAGAGCUGAAAAAAGCCUACAAAAAGCAGGCUCUUUUGCUCCAUCCUGAUAGAAAUUUCGACCGCGUUGAAGAGGCUACUACCAAAUUUGCCAAAGUUCAAGCUGCUUAUGAUAUUUUAUCAGAUCCACAGGAACGUGCCUGGUAUGAUUCGCAUGGUUCAGAGGGUCGACCAGGCUCUAACGAACCUGAAUAUGGUGGUAAAAUUACAAAGCAGGAAGAAUUAGAGAGGUAUCUGGAUCCAGCAUUAUAUGUGAAUGUUGCAUCUCAGCCAGAUGAUUUCUACUCUUUAAUAGAUACCUUGUUUCAACAACUGGCGCAAGAAGAGCAUGAAGCAGCAUUGGACGCUGCAGGUGGCAGCGAGAAUACCAAUGAUCUCAAUUUGCCCCAUUUCCCAGCUUUUGGUAAUGCUAAAUCGAACUGGUCUGUUGAGGUUAAACCAUUUUAUGAUAGUUGGUCAUCAUUCUCUUCCAUCAAGUCAUUUGUAUGGGAAAACAUUUAUAGAUCAUGGGACGCUCCUGAUAGAAGAUCUCGUAGAGCCAUGGAGAUCAGGAAUAAGAAAAUACAAGAUGCAGCCAGAAACGAGUUUAAUGUCACAGUUCGAAAUCUUGUCAAGCUAAUAAAACAAAAAGAUCCUCGAGUCAAAGCUCAUAAUAAAAAGAAUCGCAACAAAGCUGACGAUGCGAAUUCUAAGGAGCAGGCAAAAAGAGAUCGUAAGAGGCAUACUGCUAAGAAACAAGAGGAGUACGAGGAGCAAGAGUGGGAAAAAGUCGGCCCUGAUGAUAUUUUAGCCAACAUUAAUGAUGAUUCAGAAGACGACGUGGUGGAUGUGUUCGAAUGUGUUGUAUGUGACAAAAUAUUUAAAAACAAAAAACAGCUCUCUGCACAUGAACUCAGCAAAAAACACAUUAAGAACUUGAAAGAUUUACAAAGAGAGAUGAGAAGAGAGGGUGUUGAGUUGGGAUUCGACGAAGAUAAUGAUAGUUUGAACGAGUCUGAGAAUGAUUUAGAAGAAAAAAUCGUUGAAAAUACCACUUCUGUCGAAUCAGAUUCACCAACACCACCUGAGGUGAGAAAUGGGGGAAACUCGAAACCAAAUGUACAAUCUAGAUUUGCUGCGCUGGACCUUUCUGACAAUGAUGAUGGCGACCAGGACGUAGAGCCAACUCCUGAAAAAAGUCGAAACGACGAAGGUAAAGACGAAGGUAAAGACGACCGUAUAAACGAGGGAACUCAAGGUGACCCCACACUCGAAGACCUACUUGCACAAUUGGAGGACAGUAGAGGCAGCUCAAGAUCGUCUACACCAAAGCCAACGUCAGGAAAGCCUGCCAAAGGAAAAGCAAAACAAAGGAGACAGAAGAAGAACCAGAUUGAAAGCGAGUUUGCAAACAAGUGCUCGGUCUGUCAAACAGUAUUCCCCAGUCGAAAUAAGCUCUUUGAACAUGUUAAAUUGAGCGGUCAUGCAUCGGCCCCUAGGUGA
This is a messenger RNA of Sugiyamaella lignohabitans, 1584 nucleotides long. RefSeq names its product Jjj1p (gene JJJ1). Gene Ontology annotation, molecular function: nucleic acid binding; zinc ion binding. The transcript has a single exon. The record is from RefSeq and is a predicted model, not a curated record. Bases 1 to 1584 code for a protein of 527 amino acids. Gene Ontology annotation, cellular component: cytoplasm. NCBI's taxonomy places the organism in Eukaryota, Fungi, Ascomycota, Dipodascomycetes, Dipodascales, Trichomonascaceae.